This is a messenger RNA of Pyricularia grisea, 1381 nucleotides long. RefSeq lists its product as uncharacterized. The coding region runs from base 209 to 1381 and encodes 390 amino acids. The record is from RefSeq and is a predicted model, not a curated record. Lineage: Eukaryota; Fungi; Ascomycota; Sordariomycetes; Magnaporthales; Pyriculariaceae. The transcript is spliced from 3 exons.
CCCGAUCUCAUGUUGACGUCCUGGCUCGAUUCACGUUUCUUGUCUUUUUUUUUUAUCUGAGAUGUGACAGCAGUCGAUCGAUUCUUUGCCAUCUCCCAAGUCUUGGCUUGCAAGCAUCUCCAUCCAACCCAUCUUUAUUGAGCUUGAACCUCGACCUUGCACAACAAGAGAAAAAAAAUUAGUUUGACAGGGAAAAAAACCGCCAACAAUGUCGUCUCGAGCCGAGGAAAGCAACACGGAGUGGUUGAUGGGCGUCAUGUGCACGUUUUACGCCCUCGCUAUCUUCAGUGUCUGCCUGCGCAUGUACACGCGCUUCGUGGUGGUCAAGUCGCCAGGCCUCGACGACUACUUCAUGUUGGCGGCGGCGGCGUGCGCGACCGUCGGCAUGGCCACGCACGGCAUCCAGGCCCAGAACGGGAUGGGCAAGCACUCCGAGUUCAUCACGCCGGCCAUGCGCAUGCAGUACGGAAAGUUUGGCUUCUUCCAGAGCAUCAUCAACAACACGGGCGGCAUCUCGGUCCUCAAGGUCUCCAUCGCCCUGUCGCUGCUCAAGCUGGGUGGGGGACACAGGGCCUACACAAACACCCUCUACGGGUUUCUUGCCCUGACGGCCGCCAUCACCAUCUAUGCCUGGGGUACCCUCAUCUUCUACUGUGACCCCGUCCACGGCUACUGGGACAAGAGCGUCAAUCCAAAGUGCUACGACAUCAAGCUCUUUGUCAUGUUUGGACUAAUCCACAACGCCGUCAACAUAUUUACCGACGUGGCGUUUGCGGCGCUGCCCAUCCCCAUCAUCUGGAUGCUGCAGAUGAAGAGGAAGACCAAGAUCUAUCUUUGCAUUGUACUGAGCCUGGGUUUGAUUGCCGUCGUCAUGGGAGUCCUCAAGGCCACAUACCAGAUCAAACACGGCGGUGACCGCGACAGUCCGUUUAUGCACGGCGUACAGUUCUGGGCCUUCCUUCAACUCAACACGGGCAUCAUAGCCGCCUGCGCGCCGACCCUCAAGCCCCUCCUCGGCCGCGCCCUCCACCUGGGCAGCACCGCCAAGCCCCGAAGCUACGGCAACAGCAGCGGCGCCAUGUACUUUGACAGCAAGGGCAACAACAGGUCCCGGUCCAAGAGGGGCUACAUCAACCAGACCGACAACGACGACGUCGACAUCGAGCUGAGCCGCACGAGCAGGCAGAUACUUGGCGGAGGCGUCGGUUCGUUCCAUGCCGGUGCCGUGGGCGGUGCCGAGGCUCUGAGACAGCAGCAGCAGCAGCAGCAGCUACAACCGUCGGCUUCCAAGGGGACGGAUUCGCAGAGUGAGGAGUUUAUCCUGCAGGGAACCGCGGAAGGAGGCAUUUUGAGGACGACCGAGAUUUCCAUACAGCGUUGA